AUGAAGGAGCGGCAUCUGCCGCCCAAGUAUGUAGCGGCAGCGUUUAAUCGACAUUUCCCUGGCGCCCCGAUAUGCCGGCCCGCAGACAACCCGGAGAAGCGCGCCGCUGCGGCGAUGAAAGCGGCGAAAGUUACACCAGCGAUGAGAAGCCGGAUCGGGAAGGGAGAGAUCAUGGAUGUGCUUUUGAAGGAGCCGGCCAUGGCCGUUUUCGCGAUGACACAAGUUAUGUUCGCUCUCUACGUGCACGAGGUGGUCUACGUGCACGAGGUGGUGACAACCCCCGGCGGGGCGAAGGGAGUGAGGAUGAUCUGUCCAGGAUGCAAAUCGAAUUCGGAAGUGAAACCUCCUGGAGUAUCAGGGCAUGGCUUCCCAAAUGCGGGUGCUCACAAGGCAAGCAGCACGUUUGCGGUAUUCCUGCACGGCCUCAGGGUGCCCUCUCGUCUUGGAAAGUGCCAAGAAGGCGGCCAACAAAAACGAGUGGUCAUUGCGAAUGACGGGUGGGACGAGGCCACCAUCCGCGAGCAUGGUCCAAACGGCGCUUCCUUGACCACAAUGGACGACAGGCACGGCGAGCAAGGCCGAGAGCUUCGAGAAAUGCAUAGGUACAUCCGGUUUGCGGCGAAGCAUCGGAGUGCGGAGCACGCCCUGUGGCCAGGCUGGAAGUUCAGCCGCGGGACCCUCAUCUCCACUCCGUCCAUCGUCGUGUUGAACACGAUUUACAAGGCUGGGCACGACGAUGUAAGAGGAGGAAGCGUGGAUACUUUUCUGGUACUCGUGCGUUUUCUCGUGUCUGCUCGGGUUUUGUUCCGUCGUGUUCAGAUUCUCCUCUGCCGCCACACCGAUCACAAUGUUGUGUUCUGUCGUCAUCCACAGGACAAGGAGCACAUGCAACGCGAAAUCCACUCGCAGUAUUGGGGGCAGUUCCUGUGCAUGGAUGGCACGUGGCGCAUCGGUUUGAGGGUCAUUGAUUCUCCGGACUGCCUAUUUUUCCUGUUGGGGGAGGACGCCAAGGUUCACGCGGGCGGAGCUGUGCAAAGCGAAAGGAAGGAGGAAAUAUACCUCCUCCUGAAGAGGUACGCGGAGAGACGGAGGAGGAACGGCACGCUGCUCGCUCUGGAGUGGUUUUACGACGACCUCUGCUGUAGAGGGGCUGAUGAUGUCACCAAGGGGUGGAUACUCGAUAUUUUCGAGGGAGUGAUGCGCAGGGCACUUGCGGAUUCUUUCCACUUUGGGCAGACUCUUGUGGGUGCCACGACAUCGAAAAACCACCCAAGAAAGGCCGUAUUUGCGGCGGGGGUUGGACAAAUUCUCCGCACCAAGCACCAGCCGGACGUUAAAGUGGUAGCGGCAUACUUGAAGCGGGUAAUCCCGGGGAUGUCGGAGAUGGAGGCCGAGAGGUUGAGAACGACCUGGUGA
Ectocarpus sp. CCAP 1310/34 is the source of this 1416-nucleotide messenger RNA. The record is from the annotation of a GenBank genome assembly. NCBI's taxonomy places the organism in Eukaryota, Phaeophyceae, Ectocarpales, Ectocarpaceae.